CGGAGUGCUAAACGAACACCGCACCCCGGUACAACCGUGAGACAUAUCCACCGGCACCCCUCGACGGAAAUAGCGAGCGCCACCCGCCGCGCCCCGCCGCGCCGCGCUGCCCCUCGCCUCCGCUCCCCACUCCCCGACGCCGGCGCCGCCUGCAGCCGAUGCUUCACCGCCCUGCCGCCGGCGACCUCUGCUGAGCAUGGCCGCCGCUCCAGCGGGCGCCCAGAACCGCUGCGUCUUCGUCGGCAACAUACCGUACGAUGCGACGGAGGAGCAGCUUGUGCAGAUUUGCGAAGAAGUUGGCCCAGUCGUAUCCUUCAGAUUGGUUAUUGAUAAAGAAACUGGAAAACCAAAGGGUUAUGGCUUUUGCGAGUACAAGGAUGAGGAGACUGCUCUAAGUGCACGCCGCAACCUUCAGGGUUAUGAGAUUAAUGGCCGCCAGUUGCGUGUUGAUUUUGCUGAAAAUGGGAGGAAUACUGACAGAAAUAGAGAAAAGGGUCGUGGAGGACCAGGAAUGGCUUCUACUGUUGAUAAUCAGAAACAAUUAACUGGGACUUCUGUUGUUGGAGAUUCAAGCCUUCAUCAGCCUGUUGGUCUUCCACCGGCAAUACAUGCCGCAUCUGUGAUGGCUGGUGUUCUUGGAGGAGCUCAAACUGCAAAUGUUCAAAACGGUUUACCUGUCCAGUAUGGACUUGGAAACGACCCUCUUACUCAUUAUUUGGCCAGAAUGUCAAGGCAUCAGUUGCAUGAAAUCAUGGCUGAAUUGAAGUCCCUAACUACUCAAAAUAAGGAACUUUCCAAAAAUUUGCUGCAAGGAAUUCCACAGCUGCCAAAGGCCCUAUUUCAGGUGCAAAUAAUGCUCGGGAUGGUGACGCCACAGAUGAUGCAGAUGGCAAAGGGCCAACAGCCCUCUAGCUCCUUGGCACAAUCUUCAUCUCACCUCAAUGAACCACAGCCAGAUGCUAUGAUUCCAGUUGUCUCGAGACCGUCGAGUUUGCCAGCUAACAUACCACCAAACCCUCUUGUCCUGCAGGAACCAACUGUAACACUACAUAAUUUUCCUCAGUAUCAACAUGCAUCUCAGCCUCCAGUCAAAAUCUUUCGACAUGGACAUCAGUCUGGGGUGGCCACACAUCCUCCAAUGCUAUCACAGCCCCUCGGCGGUUCUUCCAAUGUUCCUACUCAACCCCUUGUGACAUCAGUAGGCUUAAUUUCACAAAUGCAGCCCCCAUUUAUGCCACAGCAAUCUAGACCACCAGUUAUGCCGACAAAUGUACAACAGCUACAGUUGAGCCACCCUCAUCUCCCUCAGGUAGCUGCUGCACCUGAGACACUACCAAAUGAAAUAAGAGUGGUUGAUCAAUCAAGUCACAUGGCGGAGUUUGCUCAUCCUUCAAAGUUGAGAAAAUUGGAGGAUGGAACCUCUGUGCCUGGAAUGGUAAACAACAGCCCUCCUGUUUGUACUGCUCCAUCGCAAGCAGUGGCUCCUAGUGGACUAUCAGGGAGCUAUAGUGCUGGUUCUGCUAGCUUUCAGCAACCAGAGAAUGAAGUGACACAGCUCACACCCGACGUGGAAUCAGCUCUUCUGCAGCAAGUAUUGCAGCUGACACCUGAGCAGCUGAGUUCAUUGCCACUAGAGCAGCAGCAGCAGGUGAUUCAGCUCCAGAAGAUGCUAUCAGCUGGUAGAUAGUGCGAACUGAACUGGCAUAGCAAAGUUGCCGGUUAAGCUACUUGCACAGCACAACAUGGCAACAGGUGGAAACUGGACAUGACUGUCGAUUUAUUUGUCAGCCACAACACCUGUAGCUUGUCAACAUUGUUGGCAUCUCUACGCCAUCAGUUUUGCUGAUGAUUGUUCAUGUGGCAUUCUUUCCUCUGAUCAGGAUAAAAAUGUGAUGGGAGAAGAUAGUGUGAAGAAAGGUGUUCAUUAUCCAUCACUUCUGUAUCAUUAUAGAAAAAAGAAUAAUCUGUAUCCCCAAAUGGGUUGUAGCAUCAGAUGUUUUUUGAACAUCAAAUUUUCUCAAAAAAAAUCAAGGAUAGGCAAUGGACUUUAUGUAUGCACGAUGAGGUGGAGAUUUGUUAUUUUAUUUCCAUAGUAAACUCCUUUAAUUGUUUUAGCAUGUUUGGAAGCUCUCAGCUCGUAC
Molecule: messenger RNA, 2141 nt
Organism: Phragmites australis (common reed)
Lineage: Eukaryota; Viridiplantae; Streptophyta; Magnoliopsida; Poales; Poaceae
Product: cleavage stimulating factor 64
Exons: 10
Coding region: 197-1687 (496 amino acids)
Biological process (GO): mRNA 3'-end processing
Cellular component (GO): mRNA cleavage and polyadenylation specificity factor complex
Molecular function (GO): mRNA binding
Source: RefSeq, a predicted model, not a curated record